AUUUCGUGAACCACCGCUACUAGACAUGAAAGCACAUCUAGCCAAAGCUUACUUUAACAAGUUCACAAGCAUAUGAACCAAACUAUCUCUAUACGAAGGUAUUGGAUUUAGUUGUCCUCGUUAACGCGCAAUUUUUAAGGAUCUUCUAAUGGGAGGAGACGGCGGUAGUAUCCCUCGACGCGAUGAUCUUGUUAAGCCCAAGAAAAAACAAGAGGUUGCUGAACGUGAAGCAGCUAAUAUGGCUCUUUGGAAACACUGUGCACUUACACAAGAUCCUCUUCGUCAACCUGUUGUUUCUUGCAUACUGGGAAGGCUUUACAACAAAGAAUCGAUUAUCAACAAACUUUUAAGCAAAUCAAGCGGAGAUGGAUUCUCGGAUCAUAUAAAGAAGUUAAGAGAUGUAAAGGAGCUACGCUUAACUUCAACAUCCUGUUCAGAUAGUCAAGAAACUCCACUGUUUUACUGCCCAGUAACCGGUCUGGAAAUGUCAGGGGUCUAUCCUUUUGUUUUUCUGUGGAGUUGUGGCUGUGUGUUUUCCAAGAAAGCUCUUACGGAAGUUAGUAGCAACCUGUGUAUGACGUGUGGUACGUCAUUUUCUGCGGAUGACAUUAUCUUAAUAAAUCCUCAGACUAAGAGUGAAAUCGAAGCUGCCCAAACACGGUUGAUCAGUUUUCAGACAGCGUCUAAGACUCGCAAACGAACUUCAGCUAAUCGUGUCACUGAACAACCAGAUCUCGCUGAUGAAAAUAAUGUCCCGUGCAAAAGGACAGUUGUGCAAGAUAAAACAAUAGAGGGCAAGAUAAAACCCGAAACAUCAGAACUUGAAAAACCUGCAACAGACUCACAACUCCAACCAGAAAAGUCCAGUACAAGUAGAUCGAUUCAAGAAGAUCCUAAUUUAAGCUCUGCUUAUAAAUCGUUGUUCAAUACUUGCGAACAGGCUAAACGCCAGCCAAAACCCCAUUGGGUCACUUUUAAUCCUUUAUAUUUCAGAUAAGCUUAUCUUAUUCUUAUUUAUUUUGUGGAUUUUGUUCUUCACUAAUAAUGUAUAUAAAAAGUUGUAAUAUGUUAUGUUAACUUGUCUUAUUUCAUGACCUUAUUAUAAAUAAACAAAUCCUUAUAACUGA
This is a messenger RNA of Schistosoma turkestanicum, 1127 nucleotides long. The record is from the annotation of a GenBank genome assembly. Lineage: Eukaryota; Metazoa; Platyhelminthes; Trematoda; Strigeidida; Schistosomatidae.